AUGCUGACAGACAAGAUAGUUUGUGGAGGAGAUAGAACCAUGUGGUCUAAACCAGACUGUCAAAGGUUAUUAUCCCAGAUAGAUGCUGCAAGCAACAAAAUGUCAAGUGCAAUUGUAAAGGAGAGCCACCGACUGAAGGCAUGGGGUGUCCUGGGAGAAGGAACUGGAGCUCACCUUGUUAACAAAGAUAAAACCAGGCUGCUCACCAAGGAGGAGCUCAUGGGUCCAGAUGGCUCCAUGAGGGCACUUGAUGCUGUGUGCGUAGAUCCUACCACUGGGCUCUUAACUCCCGACCCAGAAUGCGUCAUGCUGCUGGCAAAUCACUGCCUUGUGCCUGUGUCUAGAGAUCUCUUUCUGCACCCAGAGACUGGAAAGGUGCUCCCUGUGGCUGGUAACAUUGGCUAUGAUCCCAUUAGCUCUAAAGUAGUCUGCACUGUUGACUCUACUUCAGAUGAGCUGCAUAAGUCUGGAGCACCCAUAUUCCCCUAUGUCCCAUAUCCCAUCUGUCCCAGUACGGGUUUGCCCGUGAAGACUAACCUGCCAGUUCUCCACCCGGAAAAAGUUUUUAAGCUGGGAGGACUCAUGCGAGAUCCAGCCACAGAAAUAGAGGUGCCAGUGCUUGCAGUUACCAUCCAUCCCCAAACAAGGCAAAAGCUGUCCUUGGGUGGGACAUACCUAAAUCCCCUUACAGGAACAGUGACACCACUCCAACUUGGAGGGCCCAUGAAUGAGCCCAAGGGAGGAAAAAUUGUUCCAAUUCUUGGAGUCCAUGUGGACAGUAACACAGGAGAUGUAAUCCCAGUGGGGGGGCUGAUGGGACCCUCGGAGAGCCCGAUUCUUCUUGGGGACUCCUUCUCUGAGCCUCUGAGUGGGAAGUCUGCACAUGUGCAUGGUGCUUUCCUUCAGCAAGAUACAGUGCUGCCUCACGCCGGAGGAUACAGGGCCCUGCUGGAAGCCAGCAUGCUUGUAGCCCAGAUGCACGUGGUUAAAACCCUGCGGCAGUACCAGGAUUCAAUUUGUGAGGAUUUGUCUGUCACUGUGGACAGGCAGAGAGUCCUGAAGGCUGCCAUAGAAGACAUGAAGAAGACAUUAUCUAUCAGGCUCCAUCGUGACAUGCACUGGCUGCAAAGUCUGGAGACACAACGAGACAUAGCUUCGAGCCUCAAAAGCAAUGGUGGCAAAUUGGGGAUGAUCAAAUAUCCUGGCACAGAGAUGUGGAUCCCAGCUGUGUUUGGAGUGACAAUCCCAGACCCCGGUGGCUCAGGUUUGAUGGUGCCUGUCUUGGGAAUAGAACCUGACUGGAACACCGGGCUCCCAGCCCCGCUGGCGGGAACGAUGGAAGAUGCUGAUGGAAAAGGUCUUGUCCCCAUCACCGUUGGUGCCAGAACAAUCGAUCCCGUCACAGGGAAGCCUGGCCCGGUUAUAGGUGUUCGAACCAACCCUUGGACAAACACGGUAGUUCCUAUAGUUCAGUCAUUGGGAGCUUUACCAAGAGGAGCAGCAGACCCAGAUCUGCUGAAUCUCCUGGAAAAUGAGAUAAAUUCCAGACAAAACUAUUGGCACUGCCAGAGAAAGAAGGAAGAAUACCUUCAGAAAGAGCUGAACUUUGUAUUUCUCGACAUCCUUGAUGCUGUAGAGGAAGGAAAGGUCAAAAAGAUCAGAUACAAGGAGAAGUUAAAGGACAUUGAGGAAAUGUGCCAUUUCCUUGAGGAAUCCUCUCUGCAGGAAGCUCAGAGGAGAACUGCUCGGGACUUGAGCAGCUUACUGGGCUUGGAGCUAUCUUUGCAAUGGAAAGUCAACAGAGAUGAGAGGGAACAAGAAGUGAAGCUUCUGCUGGUGAUCAGAAAGAUGCUGGAAAAACUGUUGGAGUUUAUUAAAAAGAUGCAGCUGGCGGAAAGCCGGGUGCAAAUUCAGCUUAAGGAAAAAGAACAGCAGAGGAGCAAAAGCCCGAAUGCAGAGACAGCGAUGAGCCUCAGACCCAGGAAGGCAACACUCCAUCUCCUUGCUGAAUUUCAGGAGCAUAUAAAGAAACAACAGGGCAGCGUGGAGUUUGCAUAUGGCAGGCUGGAGUAUCUCAGGGAGCUGUCGAACAUCCAGGCCCUGCAGGCAAAGGCUCGUCUCUCUGGGACACCACAGUGUUUUGAGAGCUACCCGGGGACCAGAUUUUACAGUUUUGCAGGCGUCCCCCAGGGCGCAAGUGAAGUUAUCCAUCAAAAGCUGAUUCCUCUGCUGAAGUCUCUGAUUCAGACGCUGGGGGAAAGCAAAAGGAGUCCUAUGUCUCCUGAGAUGCUGGUUCUGGGGUCAGAUAAAGGCUAUUGCUCACAGAGCACUUUAAAGGCCUCAACAGCUCAUUCGGAGGCAUUCCUCGCUUGCAGUGGCCCCGAAGUCACUCCACCUACCCUGCUUUCACCUCUCCAGCCCUCUUCAUCCCCAUCGAAGAUCCCACACAUACAGCAAGAAGUCCAGACAAGGUUUUUCUUGGAGAAACAUGCCAGUGAGUUGGUGCACCUAGAGCUGUCCUUAAUGACAGAGGAAAUAAACACAAUCUGCUCCUUUUAUGAAUCAUCCAAAGCUCUGGAAAAGGAAGAGCAUAAAGAAAGCCGGAAUGUGAAAAGCAAUAAAGAGAUGGCAAUGGGCAGGAAGUGGGACACUCUUUUGCAAGACCUGGCUGAAUGCCACCAGGAGGCUGAACAAACCCUGUGCCAGAAGCACUGGGAAGACAUCAAGAAUUCAGGGCUCAGUCUAGAUGUAGGAACACCCAAAGACAGCUUGCAUUUCCUAGAAGAAAUUCCACAUCACUUCUCAUUGCUUGAUCCUGGGUCACGAAUUUCUGAUUCCCACAUCAGAUCAGACGUUGCUAAAGAACAAGAAGCAGCCUAUUCAUUGGAAGAAAAGUUAUUUCCAGACUCAACAACUCAAAUAUUACAGGCUUCAGCAGUCAAAAUAGUAAAGCUGGAAGCUAUGAAACAAGUUUGUCUGUAUAGAGUGCUGGAUCUCUACAAUGCUCUCCAGAGGCAGGUCUGCCCAGAGGGUGUGUCAAGGAUCCUAAACCAGUUGGAGUACAGAGCUGCAGGAGAAGCAGUCGCUCAGGAGGUAGCCCAGGCUGUGGAGAAGCAGCAAGUCACAAGAGCCAUGGCUUUUCUCCAAAAGCACCACCAAGAGAGGGAUUUGCUCAUUGGAUUAAAGGAAGAGUCAGAGGGUAAACUGAGGCAUCUGCAGAAACAAUUCCAAAUGGAGCUUCAAAUGCAAACAGAAGAAAAGCUGCAGACCAAAGAAAUGCAAGUGAUCCACAAAGCUGAAAGACAGGAGUUAAGAAACCAUGUUGAGCACCUGAUAUAUUUUAUCCUGUCUCAGAGGCACCUGCGGCAAACAGUAAUAAUGCUACAAGACUGCUUCAGGCUCCAAACAAUGAAUGAGAGAACGCAGAGUGAAGACGGGCAUCUGGAGGAGCUGGCCAUAGAGGAGCCAUUGCUCGAUGAUGAUCUUAAGAGUAUUUUGCAUCUCAUGAAAGAUCACACGGAGCACAGAUCAUCAGUCCUGGAGCUGAAACUAGCUGCCAAAUUGUUGCAGCUGAGAGAGAAACAAUAUAGAGAAGUAGCCCGUGGCCUGAAAGACCAUUCUUUGGACAAGGCUGUGGAUGAUGCUAACACAGCAACUGAUGGACUGCGGGAAUUCAGAGAGCAGACAAUAAGGAGAUUGACAGAACAGCUGAAAAUAGCCAUGGGCAAUAGAAGAACUAGGGAAAACACCCCAAGCCUCCUUCAUCCAGUGCAGAUCAAAAAACCCACCCUGGAAGCAGAAAAUAAAAGAGGAAAAAGGGAAGAGAGAUGGGAGAUUUUCCAAGAGAAGCAGCUGGAGCUGGAAGAAUCUGACAGAUGGCAAAUAUCAGAUGAAGGAGCAAAGCUGCAGGAUCAACUGGAGCGUGGAGACCUAAAGAGCUGGAUGAUGCAUAAACUGGUGAAAGAACACAAUGACACCACGGCCUUCUCAGAAAAGGCUUUCCAACAGGACUUGGAGAAGCUGCGAAUGAGGCCAGAGCAGGAGGAGAAUGAGAAAGAAGGGAAACAACCAGAAAAAGACCCCUCUUCAUCUUCAUCUACCUCCUCACACACCCAAGAGAAACCUAGCCAGGCAUGUGACCAGGUUGUAGCGCUCUUUGCAGAGAGUAUCAAAAUACUGAAGCAGACUGAAAAGGUGAUGGCCUCAAGGAUUAGCCUUCUGAAUCCUCAGUUCUUGUGUGACCCCAAUAAAGGCAAACACCUAAAUACCUCUCCGCUCCUCACACUCUUGAGAGAUGUGAAUGACCAGCUCCAAACUCAUGCAAAGGCAGCAGGGCUGCUGGAAAGCCAGCAGGAGAAAGGCACAGGAAGUUCUUUCCGGGACAUAUCGGACGUUCUGAUGACUCAUAAAGGGAAACUUAAACCAGUUCAUCCCGAAGCCCUUUCUGCAAGAGAGUUUGUCAUAUACCAGUAUGGCAUCUCCAUCCUACAAUUUCUACGACUUCACAUCAAUGCUCCGGAAAUUAACCUCUGCAUUGCCACCAGCAUACCUCGCAGUAAUGCUGUGGGCAACGCUUUCCAAAAUUCCUUCUUUUACCAGAAUUUCGAGAAGAAAUUAUUUGUUUUAAGAGAGUGUCUGGGCUCUGUGGGUAGCUUCCUUCUGCUGCUGGUGCAUUGUCUGGCUCACAUCACUGCCGCUGACCUCAGCCAGGACUCCAGCCCAGCCUUUCUGAGACUGUUUUAUCAGGCAUUAAAGGCCUGUCUCAGUGAAACCUUCUCUCUCAGACUCCGGAUGUCAGCACUUCUGCAGGACAAUAAAUCCUCUGAGAGGAUAAGUGAGAUUCUGCUGAAGGGAGAACCACUCGUGGAAGGGAACAUAAAUCUUCUCUCUCAGCUUUUUGAUGCAAAAGUUGAAUCAUCCACAGAGACUGAGACCUCUGAGGAGUGUAAGAGGAACCUCUUGCUCCAUGCAAAUCUUGAGGACUUGCUGAAGAAUACACUGUCCGGAAAGAAAAGGGAACAUUUCAUCCCCAGCUCAGCUGACUGCGAAGAGAAGAGCACUGCUGGGAGGACAAGCUUGCGAGAAGAAAACUGCUCUUCCUUCAGUCCUGCAGAAAUGGAAGAGAAGCUGGACGCGUUAACGGAAGAGCUGGUGAAAAUCAUGGAAGAGGAGCAUCACUAUUUAAGCAGUGCUGCCAAUGAUGAUUUGCCCUUUGAUCAUCUAGAAAUAAUUGGUUUGGAGAAGGACUGUCUGGUAAAGCAAAUAGAAAUGUUAGAGGGGAAAAUAGCAGAAGGCAGAGGUGGGUUAUGGUAACGUUAU
Alligator sinensis (Chinese alligator) is the source of this 5319-nucleotide messenger RNA. RefSeq lists its product as uncharacterized. The transcript has 30 exons. The record is from RefSeq and is a predicted model, not a curated record. Bases 1 to 5313 code for a protein of 1770 amino acids. NCBI's taxonomy places the organism in Eukaryota, Metazoa, Chordata, Crocodylia, Alligatoridae.